AUGAUUUCCUUGAAGAAUCCGACACAAUCUACGAUAUGCUCACUCAACGGAAGAAUUUGGAUGGGACAUGACAUUACGAGAGUCGAGACCCCACUGUUGGAGGCUGAAUUCGCAAAAAUUGGCAAACCAGCGCCUACCGCUAAAUCAAUCAUAGAUACACUUCACUUCACAUCCUCCGACUCAGAGUUGGCCAAACUUGCGAAACAAUUUGGUUUAGGUCGUCAAGCCUACGGGAGCUUUAAGGAUUGCGGCAAGAAUCUUAAGGCUAUCAAGAAAUGUGAAGCCUUCAUGUCAAUUUUGGAGGAACCUGAGAGGAAAUAUGAGGAUGAUGUCCAUCCCAUGCUUUCUGUUAUCAAAUACUAUCACGAUGAAGCAGUAAACGCUCGACUUGCUUUCCAGUGA
Microthlaspi erraticum is the source of this 402-nucleotide messenger RNA. The record is from the annotation of a GenBank genome assembly. NCBI's taxonomy places the organism in Eukaryota, Viridiplantae, Streptophyta, Magnoliopsida, Brassicales, Brassicaceae.